UCGAGUACAUGCAUCAUGGAUGGAAAAGCAGAUCUGUGAACGCCAUCGAACUUGACGUCAGAUACCAUUACAAAAAGAUGAUAUAUGAAGAUACUGAUGCUGCCAUGUUGAGAAUGUUUGAAGCCUUUCUAGAGUCUGCUCCACAACUGAUUCUACAGAUUUAUAUAAUACUGACAGAAACUCAAGAUGACACAAUAAUCAUGCGUAAACUAGUUUUAAACUUUCUGUUUCAUAUAGUUCGAGGAUUUGCUAUUUCUGGAUCCUGGAUGAGUGUAUCAGGUUCGUUAGUAUCAUACCAGAAUGCUUUACGGGCAUCCCAUAACAUUAAAGGCAGUGGUCUAUCAACAUGUGGCACCAUUUUAUUUUACCUUUGGCGAGCAUGUGAAGGAUAUUUGAUGAUAUUUUGUUUUCAAAACGUACAGGACGGUCGUACAAGAUUCAGAGCCUUGUUUUAUUACUAUAUGAUAUUUUCUGAAAAUAUCGUCAUGUUGAUACUAUGGGGAUAUUUUACACAACACAAAAGUGAAUGGUUAUACCUUGCUGCUAUCGGUACUGUAGCUUCAUUCAUGGUCAUUCAGAUUAUUGUUCAGUUAUUUUCUAGCAAUAAUGUAAACGGUACCAAUAGUACUUUUGCUUAUAAUGUAUCACAGACCAGUUAUAAAAAUAUCGAUAAUAUUCUGAAAGAGUAA
Mytilus californianus (California mussel) is the source of this 689-nucleotide messenger RNA. Its product is annotated as XK-related protein 6-like. Bases 9 to 689 code for a protein of 226 amino acids. The transcript has 4 exons. Gene Ontology annotation, biological process: engulfment of apoptotic cell; apoptotic process involved in development; phosphatidylserine exposure on apoptotic cell surface. Lineage: Eukaryota; Metazoa; Mollusca; Bivalvia; Mytilida; Mytilidae. The record is from RefSeq and is a predicted model, not a curated record. Gene Ontology annotation, cellular component: plasma membrane.